ACCGGCGAGCAACUAUGGAAGAGCGUGACAUCGGUCAGCAGUGCUGGGCGCAAGAAGGGACGAGGUAGAGCUGCUAAACGUCCAAGAAACCUUAACAUCGGACAGCAUAUUGGCGAAGGUCCUGUAAACACGUUAUGGCCAGGCUUAAAUGCCCCAAUAAUGGUCGGCAAAGAGAUGUUGCAUCGAAAAUACAUCCCUCCAAACGAAGAGCGAGAAACUAAAUUGCUGAAGCUUCGUGAGGUGCGCACUCGCCGCACGGUCAAAGUGCAUCCAUUGGAGCGUGGUUGGUCCGGAAGAAGCGUCGAAGGACGGAAGCUGGGUCCACCGGAGAUUGUGAAAGACAGCGAGGACGCUCAGAACUACCAGUCGAUCAUUCUCGAAAACAAGAUCGUCAGUCACAUGACCGCGAAACGAGGACGGGUCAGGAGGGCUAGCAUUUUAGCGGUGGUUGGCAACGGCAAUGGGGUGGCGGGCUUUUCUUUCGAGAAAAUGUCAGACGUGAAAUCGGCAAUAAGGAAGGCCACAAAUUCAGCAGCAAAGCGACUGCAGUAUAUCGAAAGGUUAAACGGACACACAAUUUACCAAGACUUUUGGGCCGAAUGCUAUAGCACUAAGAUCUUUGCCCGCAGAAUGCCUGAAGGAUACGGACUGAGGUGCCAUCGGGCGAUUAAAGCGAUAUGUGAGCUGAUCGGUAUUAAGGACAUGUACGCUCGUACCGAAGGCAAUACCAGGAACUAUAUCGCUCUGACCAAGGCAUUGUUCACGGGUCUUCGCGACCAAGAGACCCAUCAACAGCUAGCUGAGAGGAAACGGUUGUACGUCGUCGAGUUCCGCAAAGAAACAGGCUACAUUCCAACGAUUGUCGCCAAACCUCUGACGGCACCUGUUCGUACCGAGGAGGAAAUCGAGGCGAACGAGGUGCUCGACGUAGAAGAUAUGUACGCGGAGGGGCGGUACCCGUUAAAGAAGAAGAAUCGCGUCCCGUUUUUCUUUCACUUCCCAAGCUUCAAGAAGAAGCAAUUGCGAAUGCGCGCGCUCCGAAAUCAGGAAGACGUGAAGAUCCGUCUUUUGGCCGAGGGGGUGCUGGAAGGCAUCGACAGCGUUACGCUAAAGCGACAGUCUGAAAGGGAGCAUGAACGAAUGCUGCAAGGAGAGGUGCCUUUGCCAUUGGGCAUCGGCCUGACAGCCGUCACUCGCGAUUCUUUGGAAGAAGAGGUGUCAUCGUAA
Molecule: messenger RNA, 1227 nt
Organism: Soboliphyme baturini
Lineage: Eukaryota; Metazoa; Nematoda; Enoplea; Dioctophymatida; Soboliphymatidae
Source: the annotation of a GenBank genome assembly